CAAUUCAUUCAUUCCCACAUCUCUCUUUUCCAUCUUUCAGUCCUCAAAAAACCAAGAAGAAAAAAGAUGACUCUAACAUUACGUUCUUCAACUUCUGUUAUUAAUCUUAGAGACACCAAGUUCCUGAAAACUCCUGUGGAGUUCUGUGGCACAAUUUGCUUUGCACAAAUUAAGCCAUCAAGGGGUAUCCGGGUGAAGAAUUCAAUGACGCAAGAAGCACAGGUCUUGACCACAGAAGGGUGUAGAAAUGAGAAGCGAGAGAAGCUUCAUACACUCUCUGGUGUUCAUCAUAAUAAUAAUAAAGAUGAUUCAAAGGUGCCUGUGUUUGUGAUGCUACCACUUGACACAGUAACACAUGGAGGGCACUUGAACAAGCCACGAGCAAUGAAUGCUAGUUUGAUGGCCUUGAAAAGUGCAGGAGUUGAAGGAGUAAUGGUCGAUGCUUGGUGGGGCUUGGUGGAGAAAGAUGGACCUCUCAAGUACAACUGGGAAGGCUAUGCUGAGCUUGUGCAGAUGGUUCAAAGGCAUGGCUUGAAGCUUCAAGUUGUUAUGUCUUUUCAUCAGUGUGGAGGAAAUGUUGGAGACUCUUGCAGUAUUCAAUUGCCCCCAUGGGUGCUGCAAGAAAUCAGCGGGAACCCUGACCUUGUGUACACAGACAGAUCAGGAAGGAGGAAUCCCGAGUACAUAUCCUUGGGUUGUGAUUCACUGCCUGUUCUAGGAGGAAGAACACCCGUUCAGGUCUACUCCGACUACAUGAGGAGCUUCCGCGACAGAUUUAGCGAAUACUUGGGCGAGGUUAUUGUGGAAAUCCAAGUGGGAUUGGGUCCUUGUGGAGAGCUCAGAUAUCCAUCUUAUCCAGAAAGCAAUGGAACUUGGAAGUUUCCUGGAAUUGGUGAAUUCCAAAGCUAUGACAAGUAUAUGAGAGCUUCUCUGGCAGCAACAGCAGAGGCAGUCGGGAAGAAAGACUGGGGAAUAAGUGGACCCGGUGAUGCAGGCCAAUACAAUCAAUUUCCUGAAGAUACUGGAUUUUUCCGCAGGGAAGGAACAUGGAGCACUGAGUAUGGGAAAUUCUUCUUAGAGUGGUAUUCUGGAAAGCUAAUACAACACGGUGAUAGAAUCCUUGCUGCCGCAGAAGGAUUGUUUCAGGGAACUGGCGCAAAACUUUCUGGGAAAGUUGCCGGAAUUCACUGGCAUUAUAGAACGAGGUCCCAUGCAGCUGAAUUAACCGCGGGAUACUACAACACUAGACAUCAUGAUGGUUAUCUUCCAGUAGCACAAAUGCUAGCCAAACAUAGAGUUAUACUUAACUUCACUUGCAUGGAAAUGAAAGAUGGAGAACAGCCUCAACAUGCAAAUUGUUCUCCAGAAGGGCUGGUUCGGCAAGUAAAGAUGGCAACAAGAGAUGCUAGAAUAGAACUUGCUGGGGAGAAUGCUCUGGAGAGGUAUGAUGGAAGUGCAUAUGGACAAGUUUUGACAACAAGUAGGUCAGAUUCUGGAAAUGGAUUGAGCGCAUUUACGUAUUUAAGAAUGAAUAAGAGGUUGUUUGAAGAGGAGAAUUGGCGGCAGCUUGUUCAGUUUGUAAAAAGCAUGUCAGAUGGUGGUCGAAACACAAAGCUUACUGAGUCCGACUCCCGUGGGAGUAACAUUUACGUUGGAUUCAUCAAAGAGAAGAAUGUGAAGAAUAUUAAAGAGCUUGCUCUUGUUUAAAAAGUACAGGUUGCAUGUUUAUUUGUAACAAUACAGAGUGAUUAUAAUGUAGAGAAAAAGGGAAAAAUAGGGGGAAAAUCAUGAUAUAUAGGCACUGUAACUAUAGUCUCAUAUGCUUAAAUUUAAGAUUGUUAAACAAGAAUAGCACCUCUGUAUCUAUAUCUCCAUUGUCACGAAUGGAGAAUUAAAUUUUUAUUAGCUAAUAUCUCCAAAUCCAGUGUAUCACAUCUGGAAUUUCUGAAUUUUUUCACCAAGGGGUUUUAGUAUGAACCUUGGAGCAGAAGUUAUGUGUUACAGAGUAUCCUAUUAAAUAUAUUGUUUCUUUAAA
Molecule: messenger RNA, 2035 nt
Organism: Quercus robur (English oak)
Lineage: Eukaryota; Viridiplantae; Streptophyta; Magnoliopsida; Fagales; Fagaceae
Product: beta-amylase 3, chloroplastic
Exons: 4
Coding region: 67-1707 (546 amino acids)
Biological process (GO): polysaccharide catabolic process
Molecular function (GO): beta-amylase activity
Source: RefSeq, a predicted model, not a curated record